ACAAAUAGUAGUGUUUACAUCAGAAAAUUAAACAAAAACAUAGUUUUAAAUAAAACAAUCAAAAGCUAAUCGAUUCAUCAAUGGCGAUGUCAGGAACAUACGUGACGGAGGUGCCUCUAAAGGGAAAGGCAGAGAAACACUACAAGAGAUGGAGGAGCGAGCAUAACCUCUUCCCCGACGCCAUCGGUCAUCACACCCAAGGAGUCACCGUCCACGAGGGCGAUUGGGACUCUCACGGCACCAUUAAAAUCUGGAACUACACUCGUGACGGGAAGGAGGAGAUGUUCAAGGAGAUGACAGAGAUGGACGACGAAAAUAUGGUCGUGACGAUCAAUGGGCUCGACGGUCACGUGAUGGAGGAACUAAAGGUGUAUGUUGUAAUUUACCAGUUCAUCCCCACGUCUGAGGAAGGUUGCAUCUGCAAAGUCACUAUGGUGUGGGAGAAGAGGAACGAAGAUUCUCCUGAACCUGUCAACUACAUGAAGUUCGUCGAGAUGAUGGUUGCUGACAUGAACGACCACAUCCUCCAAAACCAGGAAUGAUGAUUGAUGCUUGAUCACUAUCACAUCCUCUUUCGUUUAUGCAUAUAUGUGUGUGUGUGUCUAUAUACUUUUCGUUAUGUUUCGGGCAUGAUACUUCCUUUUUUUUCUUGAAUGAAUCUUAAAGUGGAU
This is a messenger RNA of Raphanus sativus (radish), 671 nucleotides long. Its product is annotated as MLP-like protein 328. The transcript has 2 exons. Gene Ontology annotation, biological process: defense response. Bases 81 to 542 code for a protein of 153 amino acids. The record is from RefSeq and is a predicted model, not a curated record. NCBI's taxonomy places the organism in Eukaryota, Viridiplantae, Streptophyta, Magnoliopsida, Brassicales, Brassicaceae.